Molecule: messenger RNA, 3347 nt
Organism: Williopsis jadinii
Lineage: Eukaryota; Fungi; Ascomycota; Saccharomycetes; Phaffomycetales; Wickerhamomycetaceae
Product: potassium/sodium eff
Exons: 1
Coding region: 43-3231 (1062 amino acids)
Biological process (GO): calcium ion transmembrane transport; intracellular calcium ion homeostasis
Cellular component (GO): plasma membrane
Molecular function (GO): ATP binding; ATP hydrolysis activity; P-type calcium transporter activity
Source: RefSeq, a predicted model, not a curated record
CCUCAACUAAGUAAACCUUUAAAAAAGGACAAACAUUACAGGAUGUCUGCUCAACUAGAAGAUGACAAGUUGAACAGAAAUCAAACCGUUAUGACGAAAAAUACCGAUACUUCCUCUAUCGGAUCACAGCUAUGGGGGUUGGACCACUACCGUAUGCCCCUGAAACAGGUGGAGGAACUCUACAACACAGAUGUCCAGGAAGGAUUAACAACGCGCAGAGCGGAAGAGUUGCUUAAGCAGUAUGGCGAAAAUACUCUUGGUGAUGAUCAGAAGAUCUCGCUUGCUAGUAUUAUCAUCCAUCAGUCUUUCAACGCCAUGAUUCUUGUGCUUAUUAUCUCCAUGGCCAUUUGUCUGGGUAUUCAGGAUUGGAUCUCUGGUGGUGUCAUUGCCUUUGUCGUUUUCAUCAAUGUGUCCAUCGGCUCAUUCCAAGAGUACAAGGCCUCCAAGACCAUGAACUCGCUAAAGUCACUCUCUUCGCCUACUGCAAAGGCAUAUAGAGAUGGUGAAUUGGCCACCAUCCCAACCAAGUACGUUGUCCCAGGUGACAUUGUAGAAGUUAAAGUUGGUGAUACGGUCCCAGCUGAUUUCAGAAUUAUCGAUUCCUUGAACUUUGAGACCGAUGAGGCCCUGCUCACCGGUGAGUCCUUGCCAGUGGUUAAGGACCACACCGUUGUCUACGAUGAUGUAGUUGGAGUUGGUGACCGUCUAAACAUGGCAUUCUCCUCCUCCAUUGUCACUAAAGGUCGUGCUACUGGUAUCGUUGUCAAGACUGGUUUGAACACUGAGAUUGGUGAGAUUGCCCAGUCAUUGAAAAACUCAAAGAGAUCAUUGAAAGGUGAUGAGGAAACCUCUACUUUGCAGAACUUGUGGCAGUUGACCAAGCACGGUAUUGGAUCUUUCUUGGGUACCACAGUUGGUACUCCUCUCUCUAGAAAGUUGUCCAAAUUGGCCAUUCUUCUCUUCAUCAUUGCGGUUAUCUUUGCGAUCAUCGUCAUGGCUACACAGGAAUUCCGUGUCACGAAUGAAAUUGCAAUCUACGCUAUCUGUGUUGCUGUCUCCAUGAUUCCAUCCUCAUUGGUUGUUGUGCUUACAAUCACCAUGUCUGUUGGUGCAAAGGUUAUGUCGAGUAAACACGUUAUUGUUAGAAAGCUGGAUUCUCUUGAAGCAUUGGGCUCCAUCAACGAUAUCUGUUCUGAUAAGACUGGUACUUUGACUCAAGGUAAGAUGAUUGUCAAGUCAUGCUGGAUUCCAUCUGUCGGAACUUAUCAAGUCAUUGACGCCAACGAGCCAUUCAACCCAACACUUGGAACCGUUAAAUUCCAGGGACUUUCUCCGUACGAUUUGUCACAGUCUGAAGAUGAAAAAGAUUCUGUUUUGAACGAGUGCAAACCAAACGAUCUCUUUGACAAGUGGCUUGAGACUGCUACUUUGGCAAACAUUGCAACUGUUUUCCAAGACAACCAAGGUGAGUGGAAAGCACACGGUGACCCAACAGAGAUUGCCAUUCAAGUCUUUGCCCACAGAAACAACUAUGCAAGAGAACAAUUCACUGAGGGGGAUGAUGCCCAAUACAAGCACCUCGCCGAGUUCCCAUUCGAUUCGUCUGUGAAGAAGAUGUCUGCUAUCUACGCUAAGAAGAACGACGAAAAGAGUAAAUAUAUCUACACAAAGGGUGCUGUUGAACGUGUUAUCCAAACUUGCAUCAACUGGUAUGUUAACGGUGAAUUGACUGAGCUCACUGCUGAUGACGUUGCAAAGAUUGAAGAAAACAUGAAUACUAUGUCCUCGGAAGGUUUGCGUGUGUUGGCAUUUGCCUCCAGAGUUGUCCCAUCUGAUUUUGACAUUUCUCAACGUGAGUCUGUUGAAGAACAACUCACUUUCCUUGGUUUGGUUGGUAUCUACGAUCCUCCACGUCUUGAAUCUCGUGGUGCUGUCAAAAAGUGUCACAAGGCUGGUAUUAAUGUUCAUAUGUUGACUGGUGAUCACCCAGGUACUGCCAGAGCUAUUGCACAGGAAGUUGGUAUCUUACCACACAACUUGUACCACUACGCUCAGGAUGUUGUUGAUGCUAUGGUUAUGACUGCUAAGCAAUUUGAUGAUUUGUCUGAAGACGAAAUUGAUCAACUUCCAGUCCUGCCGUUGGUUAUUGCUCGUUGUUCUCCAAAGACUAAAGUGCGUAUGAUUGAUGCGCUUCAUCGUCGUAAGAAAUUCUGUGCCAUGACUGGUGAUGGUGUUAAUGACUCGCCUUCUUUGAAAAAGGCUGAUGUUGGUAUUGCUAUGGGUAUUGCAGGUUCAGAUGUUGCUAAGGAUGCGUCUGAUAUUGUUCUCAGUGAUGAUAACUUUGCCUCCAUCAUGAAUGGUAUUGAGGAAGGUAGAAGAAUGAACGACAACAUUCAGAAGUUUGUUCUUCAGUUACUUGCUGAGAAUUUCUGUCAGGCUUUGUUCUUGAUGAUUGGUUUGGUGUUCAAAGACGAGAACGGAGUCUCUGUCUUCCCGUUGUCCCCAGUUGAAGUGCUGUGGAUUAUUGUUAUUACAUCGUGUUUCCCAGCCAUGGGUCUUGGUGUUGAGGCUGCCCAACCAGAUGUCAUGGAGAGAGAUCCAAAACCUGCUAAUGAAUCCGUUUUCUCUUGGGAAAUGAUUGUGGACUUGGUUGCUUAUGGUAUCAUGUUGGCGAUUGCGUGUCUGGCUGCCUUUGUUAUCGUUAUGUACGCUUGGGGUGAUGGUAACUUUGGCUAUGAUUGUAACAGCACUAGUGCCACGAGUGUCUGUGACUGGGUCUUCCGUGCCCGUUCUUGUACAUUUGGAACUAUGACCUGGGGAGCUUUGGUUCUUGCUUGGGAAGUGAUUGAUAUGAGACGUUCUCUCUUUGCCAUGAAACCAGAGACCGAUACCCCAUACACUCAAGUGUUUAGAGAUUUGUGGUCUAAUCAAUUCCUGUUCUGGUCAGUUGUUGGUGGUUUCAUCUCUUGUUUCCCAGUUGUCUACAUUCCAGUUAUCAACAAGAAAGUGUUCUUACACGGUCCAAUUGGUAAAGAGUGGGGUAUAUCUGUUGCUACUACAGUUGCAUUCUGGCUUGGAUGUGAGGUUUACAAGUUCUUCAAGAGAGUGUACUAUAAGAAGGAAAGAUCUCACAACCCAGAGUACGAUUUGGAGAGAAAGAACCCAUUCGAGAAGUAUGUUUCCUUCUCCAGAGCCAACACGGCUCAAGGACCAAAUGUCCCAAUCAACUAGAAUCAUUCUUGUGUUUUGCAUUCAUUUCUCUUCCAUUAAUUGUUUUUUGAUUUCCAUUAUUGCCGUUUCAUUUACUUUUAAAUUAUCUGCUUUCCUUGUUCAUUUGAUACAGUAUA